Messenger RNA from Cyphomyrmex costatus, 1101 nucleotides. RefSeq names its product trypsin-1. The transcript has 6 exons. NCBI's taxonomy places the organism in Eukaryota, Metazoa, Arthropoda, Insecta, Hymenoptera, Formicidae. The coding region runs from base 1 to 1101 and encodes 366 amino acids. The record is from RefSeq and is a predicted model, not a curated record. Gene Ontology annotation, biological process: proteolysis. Gene Ontology annotation, molecular function: serine-type endopeptidase activity.
AUGGCGCUGACUCCGGCGGCGAGUGAUAUAAAACCACACGAAAUUGUUGCUCCCCUGGCGGAAAUAGUGUUCGCCCCGCAUCCGGAAUUUGGGACGUUUUGGAACGUUCAUUAUCCAGUAGCAGCCUCGCUUAAACGUGAGCACGGUAAGACGCACAAGCUCCGUGGAAGCGAUGGGAAUGGCAAAGACGAAAGCGACGGGCGAGGAACGACGGAAAAUCCAAAUUGCCACACAAAGCUCUCGCGCAAUCCUCGCGCCUUCAAGUACUUCGGCACGAUCGCGAAAGCCAAUUAUGUGGCUGACGUACGUACAGGUGCGGCUUUAAAGCAACUAGGCAACGGGGCGAAUACGAGGGUACAUAGGCAUGGAAAAUUUAAUAUUACAGCAUCCUUUCUAGUGCGACCAGCUAUCCCUCUUGACCCUCGGAUCACAAGAGGUACGGUAACUGACAUAAAGCAGCAUCCUUAUCAAUUGAGCCUCCAGCGAGGUUCACGGCACGUUUGUGGAGCCGUCAUCGUCAACUAUAAAUGGGUUGUCACGGCGGCUCAUUGCGUCUGUCUGUCGGCGAGCGUUUACAGACUUCACGCAGGGAGUAACGACAAAUAUGAGGGGGGCACAUUUUAUUUAGUUAAAAAGAUCGUUCAACAUCCCGCCUACAAUUUCCUGACGAUCGAUUACGAUAUCGCCCUUCUUGAGAUCGACGGCGAAAUCGUAUUUAACGAUAGAGUGCAGCCAGUGAAGCUUCCGAAAACGGAGCUCGCGAAUGGUGUUAUGGUGAACGUUUCCGGAUGGGGCGCGAUGCAGGUUGGUGGAAAAUUAUCAUCAAUGUUAAUGACAGUAUCGCUUCCGAUCGUAAGCAAAAAAACGUGCCAAGGUAUAUAUAAAUACAUCCGCAGCAUCACCGAUCGAAUGAUCUGUGCGGGUUACAUGCACGGCGGCCAGGAUGCGUGUGAAGGCGAUUCAGGCGGACCUCUUACGGUGGAUGGUAUCCUCUACGGAAUUGUAUCCUGGGGAUACAAAUGCGCUGAGCCGCUUUAUCCCGGUGUUUAUACAAAUGUUGCGGAUCUUCUGUGGUGGAUCAGAUGGAUCAGUGGUGUUUAA